Molecule: messenger RNA, 1738 nt
Organism: Otolemur garnettii (small-eared galago)
Lineage: Eukaryota; Metazoa; Chordata; Mammalia; Primates; Galagidae
Gene: RITA1
Product: RBPJ interacting and tubulin associated 1
Exons: 4
Coding region: 384-1193 (269 amino acids)
Biological process (GO): nuclear export; negative regulation of Notch signaling pathway; Notch signaling pathway
Cellular component (GO): nucleus; cytoplasm
Molecular function (GO): tubulin binding
Source: RefSeq, a predicted model, not a curated record
UGAGCAUGCAGUGCGCUGCACCGGGGGGCGGCCUGGACUGCUGCGAGUCCUGGGUCCCCGGGAUUCCAGACUGCAAGGUAAAUCUCUGAUGCACGCCCCCGCACAAACCCGGUGGAAGAGAGGCGCGGGGAGGCGUCGCCGAGGGUUAUAUCUGACACCCAUGAGCCAAGAUGCGCAGCUUUGCAGGUGUGACCCAUACAUGUGACUUCAGCCUUUGAAGCCUCGGUUUUAUGAUUCAUAAAAUGGACAAAAUCAAUUUACUUCGCAGUGCUGUUAAAAGGAUUAAAUGAGACAAUGUUUAUAAAGCUCUUUGCACGAGGGAGCCAUGGAGGCAGGGCCUGGCAGGCAGAGCAUACCUGCUCUCAUCUGAGACCACAGGCAGCAUGAAGAACCCCAUGGAGCUGGCCAUCAGUGGGAUGCAGACCCUUCACCCUCAACACCGCUGCCGGGGUGGCUGCCGAGUCAAGGCCAGGGCAUCGUACGUGGAUGAGACUCUGUUUGGCAGCCCUGCAGGCACCCGGGCUGCCCCACCAGAUUUUGACCCACCUUGGGUAGAGAAGGCUAAUAGAACCAGAGGAGUGGGCACAGGGACAUCGAAAGCCUUGGGGGCCAAGGGGAAUGGUGAGACCACUGUCUCCAGGGGCAGCACCCCAACCCUCACACCAAGAAAGAAGAACAAAUACAGACUGAUCAGCCACACUCCAUCUUACUGUGAUGAGUCAUUGUUUGGCUUCCGAUCUGAGAGUGCCAGCCAGGAGGCCCCGUGGAUGACCAAGGGGGAUGCUGCGAAACUCCAUGCCCUCUUCUGGACGCCACCUGCUACCCCCAGGGGAAACCAUUCACCCCGCUCCAGGGAGACCCCACUGCGAGCUGUUCACCCUUCUGAUCCCUCAAAGGCAGAACCCAGGGUGUUAGUAGAUUCCAGGAAGUUGUCUGUGGAUGGUUUAGACCCUGCACAUCCUCUGAGGCAGGGACGUUCCCAUUCUCUCACCCACCUGAAUAUCCCCAGCACUGGUCACCCAGCCACCAGCGUCCUCCAUACAAAUGGACCUCAGGAUCCCAGGCCUUCCAUGUCAGGGGUGACCUUCCGGAGCCCCCUGGUAACUCCCAGGGCUCGCUUGGUCAGUGUUUCAGUGCCAGCUACCCCCCGGCAGGGUGGGGCUACCCAGAAACCAAAGCCACCUUGGAAAUGAGGUUCUUUCAUCAGGGUUGCCCAUGGGGUCACUGAGGGUAUAGCCCCUGGCUGGUGUCUUCUGGGGAGACCUGUUAUCAUCUAGGUAACCCAUGCAUUGAAGAAGCCCCAUGAGGUCAGACAGCAGAGGUGGGUAGUACCUCCUUUUAUCCUGACAAUCUUUGGUUGCUCCCUUUGGGGGCCUCCCCUUUAGAUGCCUCUCUCCAGUCCUUUCUCAGUGCCAACCCAGGGGCCCUCCACCUCUGCCUCAUGUUGUCUUGCUACCAAUAUAGGAAAUCGUGAGAUUGCCAACCUGGAGGGGCCCUUACCUCUCUUCAAGACAAGCUUUAUGCUCAGGAUUAGUCUCCAGCUGAGUCUGGAGGCCUCAAGAGUUUUCCCAGGCAGUGUGUGGCAUCUGGAUGAAGUGUGGGUGAACAUUUUUCUCAUUUUAAUUGUCAUGUAUUUAUUUUCAUGUAUUAAAUAUAUCAGUAGCUCAUCAAAGCCACAAGUGUUCCUAAUUCCUUUUUCCAUAGGGCAAAGGCCAUUGUUAGGCCUGAGUUGAUUUAA